Messenger RNA from Nothobranchius furzeri (turquoise killifish), 3348 nucleotides. It is a transcript of the gene ivns1abpa, whose product is annotated as influenza virus NS1A binding protein a. NCBI's taxonomy places the organism in Eukaryota, Metazoa, Chordata, Actinopteri, Cyprinodontiformes, Nothobranchiidae. The record is from RefSeq and is a predicted model, not a curated record. Gene Ontology annotation, molecular function: protein binding.
UGCUCACAAAGCUUUUGUCGGGAGCGCGCCGCGCACUCCCCCCCAUCUCCUUCCUGUCAGAGCUAGUCUAGUCUGGACUGAGAGCGGACGUGGUUUUUCACCUGGAAUUCUCCAGACAUCCACCGCUGACACUAGAAGACGUGCUUGUAGUCGCGUGCGUCUUUCUUUCUUAGCCGAGCCAACAAACUCUGACUUCACAUUAAAUAUGUCUCCUAUCGAAUGUCGUCAAUCGCCUCAGGUAAUGAUGUACGACCAACACAGAAUAAGUUCCACUCUAUAGCCAACGGGAUCCCGAGGACUUGAUUACAGUCGCUUUAAGCCUGAUAGUUUGUCCGUGCGGCUGCUCCCACCAUCCCUUCUACGCUCGUCUGUAGUCGGCUGGCCUCUCUCCUGAUAACUUCCCGUCCCUCUCUGUGGGUGAAGAAGACCUUGUCUGCUUUUCCCGUUUCCCACUUUUGGUUCCUGUUUUACUCUAAGCAGUGGUGCUUCCCUGGAUUUGGAUUAUUCUCCAUUAGGAAUUAAAGUAAGUUUACCAAAAUGACUCCAAACGGAUAUUUGAUCUUUGAGGAUGAGAGCUUCCUGGAUUCCACCGUGGCCAAAAUGAACGCUCUGAGAAAGAGUGGCCAGUUCUGUGAUGUUAGGCUGCAGGUGUGUGGUCAUGAGCUGAUGGCUCACCGUGCUGUCCUGGCCUGCUGCAGCCCCUACCUGUUUGAGAUCUUCAACAGCGAUAUCGAGACUCCUGGAAUCUCUCAUAUCACCUUUGAGGACUUGAACGCAGAGGCUGUGGAAGUUUUGCUCAACUAUGCCUACACUGCCCAACUGAAAGCUGAAAAGGAGCUAGUCAAGGACGUUUACUCUGCGGCCAGAAGGUUCAAGAUGGAACGAGUUAAACAGAUUUGUGGCGACUACCUGCUGUCGAAAAUGGAUUCCCAGAAUGCGAUUUCCUUUCGGAACUUUGCCAGCUCCAUGGGAGACCCCAGACUUUUGGCCAAGGUGGACGCCUACAUCCAGGACCAUCUGCUGGAUGUGUCUGAACAGGAGGACUUCCUUAAACUUCCCAGAUUAAAGUUAGAGGUGAUGCUUGAAGACCACCUGACCCUUCCCAGCAACGGCAAGCUCUACUCCAAAGUGCGGAACUGGGUGCAGCGUAGCCUUUGGGAGAAUGGAGACCAACUGGAGCAACUGAUGGAAGAGGUGCAAACUCUCUACUACUCACCUGACCACAAGCUGGUGGAUGGAGGGCUGGUGAUUGAGGGGCACAAUGAAGUGUUUGGUGGCGAGGAGGACCACCUUCAGUUUGUGCAGAAGAAACCGGCACGCGAGAGCGCCCAGAGACAGCAGAGCUGCAGCUCUUCGGGAAGCCUCUCACCCUCCAACCAAGCAGCAAAUGUAAAACCUACUGCCAGGAGAGAGUGGAAGUACAUCGCCUCUGAGAAGACCACAAACAGCAACUAUCUGUGUCUGGCUGUGCUGGACGGUGUGCUGUGUGUGAUCUUCCUUCAUGGUCGCAACAGUCCUCAGACUUCUCCCACUGCUACCCCCUGCCUGAUGAAGAGUCUCAGCUUUGAGGCCCAGCCUGAAGAGGGGGUGGAGGAACACCCUCUCUCCCCCAUGCACUAUGCUCGCUGUGGCCUGGGCACCGCAGCUAUGAACGGGAAACUCAUUGCAGCAGGAGGCUACAACAGAGAGGAGUGUUUGAGGACUGUGGAGUGCUUCGACCCCAAGGAGGACUGCUGGACUUUCAUUGCUCCCAUGCGGACUCCAAGGGCUCGGUUCCAGAUGGCCGUGCUGAUGGGUCAGCUGUACGUGAUUGGAGGGUCCAACGGACAUUCUGAUGAGCUGAGCUGUGGGGAGACAUACGAUCCACAUACUGAUGAGUGGGUUCAAAUUCCAGAGCUGAGGACAAACCGCUGCAAUGCAGGUGUCUGCUCCUUGAACAACAAGCUUUAUGUUGUGGGAGGAUCGGACCCCUGCGGGCAGAAGGGCCUGAAGAACUGUGAUGUUUUUGACCCCGUGGCCAAAACCUGGUCCACCUGUGCCUCCCUUAACAUCAGGAGGCACCAGGCAGCAGUAUGUGAGUUGGAUGGCUCCAUGUACGUGAUCGGAGGUGCAGAGUCGUGGAACUGCCUCAACACUGUGGAGCGCUAUAACCCUGAGAACAACACCUGGACUCUGGUGGCCCCCAUGAAUGUGGCUCGGAGGGGAGCUGCUGUGGCCGUUCAUGCAGGAAAGCUGUUUGUUGUUGGUGGGUUUGACGGCUCCCACGCUCUCCGCUGUGUGGAGGUGUACGAUCCCGCUCGCAACGAGUGGAGGAUGAUGGGUAGCAUGAUCUCGUCCCGCAGCAACGCAGGCGUGGCCAUGCUGGGUGAAACCAUCUACGUCGUGGGCGGCUUUGACGGAAACGAGUUCCUGAACACGGUGGAGGUAUACAACCCCGAGACGGACGAGUGGAACGACUGCGCCAAAGCCUCGACUCCCCUCUCUGACUGAGGGUGGGGGGUGUCAGUGGUUCAAUGCUUCAUCCAUUUCCAAACUAACAGGCUUGGUGACGUAAUCGUGCUUCGUGAUGUUCUCUGUGUGUGUGUGUGUGGGGGGGGGGUGGGGGGGUGGUAGUAAAGGUGAGGAGUCUUCAGUGAAGACUUGUCUUAAUCUUGGCAGGUGGGUGUGGGGCGGGGAGGGAGGGUUGUUGCCCAGGGCAACAUGACACCUUUGCAUAUUGCAUAAAUUUGUUUUGUCUUGUAUAUAUUUUGUUUCUUCCUCAUUUUCGUCAUGCCAACAUUUAACACAUGUAGUGCUUUUACAGUUUGUCAUGGGGGGUGUAACAUGAGGUAAUUUUGUUCUAUUGGCCGCUUUAGAAAGCGGCAGUAUGAAGUGAUUUGACUUCAGGAUUUCAGUUUUUUGAAGAUAAAAUUUGUCACAUAUUUAAAGUUUAGUGGUUUUGAGCCUUACUUUCAGUACGAGUCUAUAGACACCUCUCACAGCUUUUUGUGUCGUUUUAAAUGAGCUGGAUUGCUUUUGGACUCUUAAAUAAUUGCCUUUUUUAUAUUUUUAUACACUGAUUUACCUGUAAAAACUAGUAGUAGCAGAAAGCUUAAGUCAGUGACUCUAACCAGUGCCAGUUUUAGCUUUUUUGUGUGCACACGUGAUACGCACAGCCAUGCUUCUGCUAACCAAAAUUUUCUUAAUGUGAUUUAAUUAGCUGAUAAAUGUAGAGGUACAAUUUAUUGAAAAUACUUUUGCCCCCCUCUAUAUUGUUUUAAAUUGUCAGGCAUUGGCAGAUUUUUCUGGAAGGUGUGAUGGAGAAAAUUCACAUUUGUAACAUUUAAUUAAUAAAUCAUUGAAAUCAAA